CUGAAGGAGGAGCAGCAGAGAAAAUAGAUGACCCAUCAUUCCUUCCAAUACCCGUUAAUCCAACCUUUACCUUUUCUCACUUAUCCUCCUGUAUCCCUUUUACAAGUAUGGACCCUUGCACUCCUUCUAGACAGCCUCAUAUAUUAUUAUUAUUACUAUUAUUAUUAUUAUUAUGCUUAUGUUCGAGGCUAAGGUUGAUGGCGCAGAGGGCAUGGGUCGAAGGCACUCGUCUGGCAGUCGACUCUUCUUUUACUUGGGAGGACACUGUGGAGACAGUUUCAGCAGCACUAUGGAAGAGCAUUUGCCUCGGCUACUUGGCAGCAUUCGAAUUGAAAGAUAGCUUUGGGCUUCAAAGUGCAAGGGGCAGAGAACUUCUACCCAAGUCUCUUCUUUACUAACGAUAUUGCACUAUUCUACACUCUUAUCACCUCAUGGGCAUUAUCCAUCAUAUAGCAUUGCCAUGGAUGACUACACGAGCGGAUCCGACUCUGACUACACCAAGUAUUGGAUUGACUGGUUUUUGGGAACCAAGGGCAACGAGUACUUUUGCGAGGUCGAUGAAGAGUACAUUCUGGACCGAUUCAAUCUGACUGGACUGAACACGGAAGUGCAAUACUACUCGCAGGCACUGGAUUUGAUUACCGAUAACCUCGAUGAGAAUUUGGACGAGGAAAUGCGGGAUAUUGUGGAAAAGUCGGCCCGUCAUCUUUAUGGCCUGAUUCACGCCCGGUUCAUCAUUACCACCCAUGGACUUACAAAGAUGUUGGAAAAGUUCAAGAAAUGCGACUUUGGACGGUGCCCCAGAGUUCUCUGCCACAACCAUCCUCUUCUUCCAGUCGCGCUCUCCGACAUCCCCUACACGAAAUCUGUAAAGCUGUUCUGCUGCCGCUGUGAGGAUAUUUAUAACCCCAAAUCGACUCGCCAUGCCUCGAUCGACGGCGCUUAUUUCGGCUGCAGCUUCCCUCACAUGCUCUUCCAGGUUUACCCUCAACUGGUCCCACCCAAGAGCACGGACCGCUAUGUGCCCCGCAUCUUUGGGUUCAAACUGCAUGAUGUCGCGAAACAGCAUCGGUACCAGGAUAUGAUUCGGGAGGAAAGCCAUGCAAGGAUCAUGGCGGGCAUUGAGGGCAUUCCAACAACAGCGGCACAGGGCUCUUCUUCGACCAGGGAUGGACAGCAAAACAACUUCAAGAGCAAGGCGAUCGAGGGCAACUCUUCGGUGGUAGAGUCGGGCGCAAUGGCGGACGUGAACAACUAGAGACUCGAUGCGAACAAUGGAAUGGGGAGGGAAACACUGUAUGAAGGAAAGAAAAGGAUGGGGAGCAGGACCUUGUUUUUAUUUGUGUACAAUACAGCAACAGUAUAUCGGCCAGAAAAAAAGAAAAAAAAAGUGCGAAUUGAAGGACGGACCAGGAAGACAAUAUGGAUUCACAAACGAGGGACAGACAAGGACUGCAGCGCACCGGGCGAUUGAUAGCCACGCUGCGGGAUGGUAGCAUAGCGCUCCAAGACAUGGCAUCGCAGUAGAAGUAUCGAGAAUAAAAGCGUAGGACACACAUUUUU
Gamsiella multidivaricata is the source of this 1563-nucleotide messenger RNA. RefSeq names its product casein kinase II, regulatory subunit. Lineage: Eukaryota; Fungi; Mortierellomycota; Mortierellomycetes; Mortierellales; Mortierellaceae. Gene Ontology annotation, molecular function: protein kinase regulator activity. The transcript has 4 exons. Gene Ontology annotation, cellular component: cytoplasm; protein kinase CK2 complex. The record is from RefSeq and is a predicted model, not a curated record. Bases 461 to 1258 code for a protein of 265 amino acids.